GGUGGGGUUGUCUGGGGAGCUGUGGAGGGAGGUGGAUUGAAGUCAGGACCAUCUACAAGAAUGAAUACACGAAAAGAGGGAAAAAACGGGGCCUGGGUGAAGGGGUCUGUUCCCCACCCCCGCCCAGUUAUAGGGGUACUCCCAGUUCCUGCCAGCCCCAGGAUCGGGGGCCUUUGGGGGUCCCUAGGUGCGGCUGUCCUGUGCCCCUUCCUCUCCGAGCUGAGUAUAAAGCCCUAGGCUUCCCUCUACCUGCUCCUCUGGCCAUGUUGCUUUCCAGACCCAGCCUCCCGGCCUCAGGCAGCGGGCGGUCUCCGCACCGCCGAUGGAGCUGGGCUGCCGGGAGCCUUGGACAGUGGGAUGCGCCGGCCGAGACGCCCCGGAGUGUGGCUCCGGCUCCAGGCACCAGCCUCCACUUCUACGUGCUCUGGUCGCUGCAGGAGCCGCCCCGGCAGCUCAGCAGCAAAUCCAGCCGGAUGUGUUAUCAGAUUCAGCUGCCUCUGCCGUUGCCAAAACAACUUGUAAUCUUUGGCUUGGGUGACUGGAAUCGUUAUUCCCAAAACACAAGCAUCACUGUGGAGGUGCUGGUGAAUCCAGAUGUCAAGCCACAAAGGAUUGGCAAAUUGGGGUCUGAUGUGAGGUCCCUUGUGUGGGAAGGUGACUGGAGGGUGGAUGUUCUGAUGGCUUCAUUGAAACAAAUGGACUGUGGCAACCCUGUUAAACUUCUCCUGACUGUCAAUGGGGAGCUGCUCAAGGGCAUCUACAACAGCACCCCCACUCGUCCGUUUCUGGCACCGGAGCCUACCCAGUCACCAGUCCUCCCAGAAGAUCCCAUGUCCCCCAUUCAGGUCUCGGACGAUACCACUGAGGUUAAAGGUCAGAGUUUGGAGGUGACUGCCAGAGCACAAAGGACCAGAAGUAAGGAUUUAUCUCCACUGCCAAAAAAGCUGUUGAUGCCCCUUGCCCCAGAGUCACCCACUGGCCAGAAGGCACCCAAGGAGGCCAGGAGGAAAAUCCACAAGCCUAGUCCUCUCCAGCUAAAGAAGCCUAGGAAAGUCUUGUUUGAGCCCAGGGCAUGUGGAGGGGAGCAGGAUGCUGAAGACUUGGAGGUGAAGGAGUUGCAAGUCUGUCCGAGCCCACGAUGGAGUCACGCCAUGUGCCUCAGUGACCCAGAAACAGCCAUUUUGAUUGGUGGAGAGGGAGCCAAUCAACAGCCUUGCAAGGAUGCUCUCUGGAAACUAGAGAUUGACAAUGAUUUCUGGUUCCCCGUGGAUCUGCCACCACUGGGUUCUGUGCCACCCUGCUCACGUGGUCACACCGCCACCUACGACCUGGACACCAAACGCAUCUAUGUCUUUGGGGGCAUGAAGGAGGGCAAGCCCUACAGCACCAUCUACAUCCUGGACACAACCUCCUGGAAGUGGCUUCAUGUGGCUGCCAAGGGGAAGGUGCCAACACUGGCCUACCACAGCGCCACCAUCUACCACAAGGAGCUUUUUAUCUUUGGAGGGACUUUCCCCAAGAUGGCAUCCCUGGAGUCCAGAGCCUGCAGCAACACACUCUACGUCUUCAACCCUGAGUACAAGAUUUGGUACCAGCCCAUUGUGGAGGGAGAGAAGCCCUUACCUCGGCUCGGCCAUUCAGCCACUCUGCUGAGGAACAAGCUGGUGAUCUUUGGGGGUCAGAGGACCCCUUUGUACCUGAAUGAUGUGCACAUCUUGGAUCUGGGUUACAUGGAGUAUGUGCCGGUCCCAUUUCUUUCAGGACAGCCUUCUUCACGCUGCUUCCAUGCUGCAAUGCCAGUGUCUGACCAGAAGGUCCUGAUCAGUGGAGGCUGCAAUGCCAAGGGAGCCCUGCAGGACGUAUUCACUUUUCACCUUGACACCUUUGCAUGGAGCACAGUGACACACAGUCACCUCUCCUUAGUGCCCCGGGCUGGCCACACGCUGCUCAACCUCACCUCUGCCCACCUGACAGAUGUGGACAAGGAGAGCCAGAGCAAGCGCAACGUGUGCACGGUGCUGGUUUUUGGUGGCUCAGACUGUGCUGGGACCUUCUACAAUAGCACAAGCAAGAUCCAGCUGGACCUAGAGGAGACCAAGCCCAGGACAGCAGGGGUUCUGGGUCAUGGUAAAUAGAGACACAUGGAUAGAGAGUGGGUGGCAAUAAAUGAAUCAAAGCAAAGAGGCGAACCAAGUCUCUGCAUGUAGGUGAAAUCUGCCCCACAUUUGGAAUGUCUCCCUGAAACCUGCGGUGACUUCUUGCCUAUGUUGGGGCCCAUGGACAUGCAGCCUGAGGACUGGGCACAAAUCUCCAGUCUCACACUUGCAUGUGCCUCUGCUUUGACACCUAAUUACCCUGGGAAGCCUGAACUAAAUCUGCAGUGUCCUGUUAGAGGAAUUGUCCCCAUGGCUUUGGGCAGAACUAGUCUCUUGCUUUCCUCUUUUGCUGUAUUUCACUUCUCUUCCCUGCCCCAAAUCCCAGCUUCUGUUGGGCAGAAGUGAAGGUGACCUCAUAUAUUCACUCUUAACUGGGUAAGGAGAGGGGGUUGCUGCAGGCUCUGAAGAGAGGGCUGUAAGGUGAGGAUGUGAGUCGCCCACCAAAGCUGGCUGGAUCUCAGCUGCAACUUGGCAGUUCCUUUCCAGGAAUGGGGUUCUUCUGGCUUGGAAUGAAUGAGAAUUCACCACCCAGAAAUCUCCCCUUGGGAAGGAAGGGGGACAGUAUUGCUAAAAAGUGAGUGACUGGCUUUCUACAAGUGGCUGAAAAGUGAUGCUGUGUGAUGUCUGGGUGUAAGUAGCAUGCCAUCUGGGGAUGGGGAAGAGAACGUUGUCAUCUUUGGCUAAGGGGGUAGCUGGCUGCUAUGCCAGCAGUGAGGAGACUAGUUCUCCCAGGUUGCUGCGGGGUGAAGGGAAGACAUAUAGAUCACCCAGCAGCCUGGGACAACUAAUCUCCUUCAUGCUGUCACUGCCGGCGUGGCAGGCAUGGUGUAGCGUAGCUGUUGGUGGUUCCCUACAAGAGCAGAGACACCCGGGGUUGGGGUCUAACUCUCAUUAUGUUUACAGGAGGAGAGGGUGGGCCUGAUCUUCCUUGCACUUACAACCAUGUGAAUUGGUAUUUACUGAAGGCAAUGGGGGUUACUGUAACUGUGGUGCGGGUGCUAGGACAAUCAGGCCUAGUGUGUUAACGGCCUACUUUUACUCUGUGCGCUGAGUGGUUCUUUGAUAUUUUUCCAUGGCUGGUGAAAGUGAGGCCCCCUCAAGCUGGCCUUGU
This is a messenger RNA of Trachemys scripta elegans, 3267 nucleotides long. RefSeq lists its product as uncharacterized. Bases 264 to 2135 code for a protein of 623 amino acids. Gene Ontology annotation, molecular function: protein binding. NCBI's taxonomy places the organism in Eukaryota, Metazoa, Chordata, Testudines, Emydidae. The transcript is spliced from 13 exons. The record is from RefSeq and is a predicted model, not a curated record.